Molecule: messenger RNA, 2188 nt
Organism: Ictalurus furcatus (blue catfish)
Lineage: Eukaryota; Metazoa; Chordata; Actinopteri; Siluriformes; Ictaluridae
Product: receptor-type tyrosine-protein phosphatase N2-like
Exons: 12
Coding region: 288-2159 (623 amino acids)
Cellular component (GO): secretory granule
Source: RefSeq, a predicted model, not a curated record
GUAUUUGUGACGGUGUGUUGGGCGAGUGACGUCACCAGGCGUGGAGAGAGAAGGGGCGUGGCUCCGCUGAUGGUCGCUGUCCGUGGUUCUGAACUCGCGCACGCUGAGAGAGAGACGGUGAGAGGGAGAGAGUGCGCGCGAGAGAGUUCAGCAUCUCAGUCUUUUUCAUUUAAUCUGUUUCUUCCUCUUCACCCUGUCAGUGUCCCCCCCCUUCUCUCUCUCUCUGAGUGUGUGAGAGUGUGAGCGUCUCCGGCACCGGGACACGGCGGCGCGGUCGGUGGAGCAGGAUGGAGUCCCCGGUUCUGGUCUCUGUGCUCCGGCUUACACCGCUGCUGCUCCUGCUGCUGCUCCGCCUGAGCGCCGCGAGCCGCAAACACGGCUGUCUCUUUGAAGAUGAUCUAUGUGAGCUACAUGAAGUUUGCAUUAAUAAUGGGGUGUUUGGCCAAUGUCAGCGAUUUCCUGUUUCAGAGCUGUACACUUACGACGCAUCUCCAGCAGCACUGCAGCGUCUGAGGAACCUCCUUCAACAACUCACCCAGCAAGGUUAUACGUGGCAGGAUGACGCUACACAGCAGGUGAUAUCCAGAGAACUGCUAGCGUUGCCUAAGAUCCCCCUACGACGCCUCGGUAAAAACCUUCCAGCUUUCAAGUUACGGGCUCAGACUAACGAUGACGACAACAGGAAGUACCUACAGAAACUUGGAUUCUUACCUGCGGAGAUCACUUCCUCCAAACAAGGCCUUCAAGGAAAUUACAAAAGUAAAGGAGUGUCUGAUCUCAUGGAUUUGAUCAUGGAGUCUAACAAAAGGCCACCUCCACCACCAUCCACCUCCCUACUUCAGACUCGUCCAGGUCCUAAAAAAUCAUACUCAUGGACUAGACUCAAACCAGUAGACCAACCUGAACUCCUGGACCGAACCGGCCUCCUCUCUGAGCUGCAGCAGUACCUGACAGAACCAAAAGAACGACCUGCAGGUCCAUCUCAGGAAAAGCUCCAGUACUUCAGUCUUCAGCAUAGCCCUACGGCCAAAGCAGGGAACGUUCCAGGGGCUUCGAGGCGACCUCCUCGACCCAGAAUCGACAAACUGUUGUUUAGGUCAGGAGCGAAACAGCCAACACCCCAAGACUCCCUCAGCUCAGUGGAUGAGAAGUUUAUCCAAGGCUUGGUGAAGCAGCUCGGACAGCAGAACAUGGACACCCUGACUCUGAACGAUCUUGACCAGCUUUCUGAGGUCAUCACUCAGGCCCUGCAGGUGGUGGAUGAUGUGGAUGGGGUCAAAGAUCGUGAGGUCAUGGUUAAUGAUGAGGGUGAGAUGAAGAAGAAGCUUGAUCCAGAGGGACAGCUUGGGAAAAUGUCUGGAGAGGAGUUCAUGUCCAAAGAUGGAAAAACUAAAGAAAUCAGGCCAGAGUCGGAGGGAAAGGACAAAGUUUUAAUCAGUCAGCUCCUGGACUUCCUGGACAGGAACUCAAGCCCUGAGGCUGCAGAUCAUCCCCGGGAUGAAAAGUCCCUCCUGGGCUCCUUCAAUCACUCACAAACGCCUGCAGGUCUGAAAUCAGCUGGAGUGGAGAUUGUUCAGAGUCGAACCACUCAGACCAGCGUGGACUUAACGAAAAAGAAGAUGGAGCCAGACACGGUGGAUCUGCAGCCCGCAGGAGAUGCUGAGGUGGAGCACUGGCUUCAUGGUGAAAAAGCUGUGAAGGCAGAAGCUCAGAGGAAGGAGAGCAGUGCAGAGGAAGAGGAUGUGGAGAAGAAGUUCAGGGUGGACGUGACGGCAUACUCCACCCCUCAGCAUGAUGGAUACUUCGGCUACAUUGUCACACAGCACUCUCUUUCCACUGAUCAGGGUCUUAACCUGAUGGAAACGUUGGCUAAGAGAGCUAACCUGCGUGUGACCGACUUCCUCCAGCUCUCGGUUCUGGGUCCUGCAGUAACAUUCAGAGUGAAGCCCAAUGCUGGGAACAUCACCACAGCACUGCUGGCCCGAGUGGCAGUUGAUCAGAAAGGCCAGUUGGAGAAGGAGAGCGGUGUGAAGAUUUUGGAAGCUGGACUGAGUGAUGUAAGUCUGGAGAAACACUUCUCCCUUUAUCCUCCUCUUCCUCUGUCAGAUAUAAUGAUAUGCUGCCUUCCCAGCAUGCACCACUGCUCACUAGCAAAAUGAAAAAUAAACUUCCCUCACCCUCUAAAACA